AUGCACUACCUCACACUAUCCACCCUCGUCCCCCCUUUCCUCUCAACCCUCACCUCCCCAUCCCUCCUGACAUACGCCGGCGGCCCGUCUACCGUGUCCCACAUCAUGGACUGGCGCGAGCUCGCCGCCCGGCCGACUGUCCACAAAAUCAGCUUUCCCGGCGUCGAGGGCUGGCAGAAACUCAAGGGCGCGUGGGCGGGAGGAAAGAAAGUCGGGAGUAAUGUCGAGGAGGAGGGGGACGGGGAUGAUGGCGUGGUAGAUUUGCAGAAAGAGAGGGAGAGGGAGGAGUGGGAGUAUGGGGUGGAUAGGAAGAGGGGAUGGAUCAUUGGAGCGACGUGGCUGAUAGCGUUUGCAGUGGACAUCAUACCACUAUACUACCUCAUCCGCCGCCCAACCCACAUCCUCGACUUUGCUCUCACCCUCAUAUUCAACCACUUCAUUCUCACCACCUACUACUCUGCCUCUUUCCCCACGUCCUUCUUCUACUGGAUAAUACAAGCCCUAGGAGCGGUCAUGAUGAUCGUUUCUGCCGAAUGGCUUUGCGUCCAGCGAGAGAUGAAGACAGAGCUAGACAUUGGAUUCACACCGAAUAUGGAAGAAGGAAGGGCGCUCAUGAGCGAUCCUCCGUUCGUGCCCUCGUCCCAAGCCGGGCCCAGCAGGUCAAGAGUUGAGGAAAUCGAGUUGGCUGAGAGAUAG
Molecule: messenger RNA, 696 nt
Organism: Cryptococcus wingfieldii CBS 7118
Lineage: Eukaryota; Fungi; Basidiomycota; Tremellomycetes; Tremellales; Cryptococcaceae
Exons: 3
Coding region: 1-696 (231 amino acids)
Biological process (GO): Golgi to endosome transport; protein localization to Golgi apparatus; Golgi to plasma membrane protein transport
Cellular component (GO): Golgi membrane; trans-Golgi network
Source: RefSeq, a predicted model, not a curated record